Messenger RNA from Orbilia oligospora ATCC 24927, 471 nucleotides. RefSeq lists its product as uncharacterized. The transcript is spliced from 4 exons. Gene Ontology annotation, cellular component: mitochondrion; nucleus. The record is from RefSeq and is a predicted model, not a curated record. The coding region runs from base 1 to 471 and encodes 156 amino acids. NCBI's taxonomy places the organism in Eukaryota, Fungi, Ascomycota, Orbiliomycetes, Orbiliales, Orbiliaceae. Gene Ontology annotation, biological process: mitochondrion organization.
AUGGCACGACAGAGAGGAGGUGCCCGUCCUGCUGCCCGUGCUGCGGCUCCAGCCCGUCCCGCUGCUCAACAGCAAACCCGUCCGGCAUCCACCAUGGCUGCCCCACCAGCUCAAACUCACGCUGCUCCACCAGCUACUGCUGCUCAGGCGCCAUCUCAGUCUCCCGGUUUGUUCGGUCAGAUGGCCUCCACUGCCGCUGGUGUAGCAGUCGGUUCCACAGUCGGCCACGUCCUCGGCGCCGGUCUCACCGGAAUGUUCGGCGGCUCUUCAUCUGAUGCUCCAGCUGCCGCUGCUCCAGUCGCGCCAGCUACUACAAAUACCUAUGGCGAUGUUACAAGCGGUAACUGUGCUGCUGAUGCUAAGGCUUUCACUAGCUGUUUGGAGGCGACGAAUAAUGAUAUGAACUCCUGCAGUUAUUAUUUGGAUCAGCUUAAAGCUUGCCAGGCUAUGUUCAAGAGCUAUCAGUCGUAA